Messenger RNA from Drosophila ficusphila, 3872 nucleotides. RefSeq lists its product as uncharacterized. NCBI's taxonomy places the organism in Eukaryota, Metazoa, Arthropoda, Insecta, Diptera, Drosophilidae. The record is from RefSeq and is a predicted model, not a curated record.
UUUAAGCCGGAAAGACGUCUGCGUGGAAUCGUCUGAGCAGCUUUUAGUUUUACACCGCUUACGUCUGCGGUUGCGUCGCCUAAGCUCACCAGUUAACCAGUUUCGAGUCUCGAGUCGAAUUUCGCUUUCAGUUUUGUUUGCGACACGCGGGGAAAAAGAAGCACUGGCGGCCACCAAAAAGUGCAGUGAGCGACGUGCGAAGACAGUUUUGCCCGAGCUUAUGAAUCGCUGACGUGAGCAGCGGGAUUUUCCACACUUUCCCCACCACCGGAGCCACCGUAACCACCGCACCACCGAAAUGCAAUUGCUAUGGGAGCCGCGAAGUGUGCAAUGGAAAAUUGCAAUUCUAAUUAUCGCAUUAGUCUUCGACGUGUCGUGCAUAAGAAAUGGCAGCGGUGAUGAAAAGCAGUUAUCCGUGAAGCUGAAAAACUUUUUUCCCUCGGAGCAAGUGGCAGAAGCUCAAAACCCACCAGAUACUUCAGCCAGGGUGACUUCAGGCGGAGGAUUCAGACCCUCUCAAAUGUUGGAAUUUACCCCCUCGGAUGUGAUGCCCCAAGCAGGAUUCAAUCGCUAUCCCCCAAGUUAUUUGGAGCCGAACUACAAGCACCAAGUGCCCAACUCACUGGGACAACAAUCGACGUUGGACAAACAGUUCUCCUUUCCCGAGGAACCGCACUCGGUUUUCCAGAGCACACCGCUGCCCACAACGCCGGUGGUUAGUUACUUGGACCCGUACACCCAGCAGAACUACCGCUACACGCCCACUCCGCCCACCAUAAUUCAGUAUCAGAGGGAGCAGCCUGCUCAAGACGAUCAGGUUUACACCGUGCAAUCGUCCUUGAUGGUGGGCAGUCACCAGCAGAACCACCAGCUGAACCACCAGCAGAACCACCCACAAUCGCAUCCUGGUCACGUGGAGGAUGUGUAUCUCAAGCGACCUGGCUACGUCUUCGAUGAGAGCCCCGCCCCCUCGUACCGUCGACCCACCAGGCCGCCGCCCUCACUCCCUGCCCCGCCCACCACCGCCUCGCACAAAAUCUCCUACGACAGCCACGACUACCCGCCUCCCAGUUACGCCGCCGAGCAGACCUCCAAUUUCGUGCCCCAGCAGCCAAAGCAGCGACCACUCUACCAACGCCAAGACACCAAUGCGAAUCGAGGGGGAGCCACUGGAUUGGGUGGAGCAGGUGGAGUGGGUGGAGCUGGGGGAGCGGGAUCGUCUAAUUAUGCAAACAACUUUGAUAAUUAUUCGCAGCGGCCGAACCCACAGCAGACUCAGAUAGCAAACCCCAACCAGGUACAGACACAAUUCGGCAACUAUCAAUACAGCCCCCAGAGCGGAGGAGGAGCAGGAGGUCCAGUGGAAGGACCAGGGAGACCAGGAUUCGGACAACCCCAGCGGCCCAGACCGGGACACAAUUACUACGAGUACCAGAUUGGCGAGAUACCGCCGCCGCCACCGCAGUCGCAGCACUUCCAGCAGCCGCAUCCACAGCAGCAGUUCAACUAUCGUCCUGCCACUCAGUCACCGGGUGGCGGAGCAGGAGGCGGAGUGGGCGGAGUGGGUGGUGGAUUGGCCACCCUGGCCUCGCUGUACGCACCACAAUUUACGAAUCUCCUCCUGGGCGGCGGUGGCUCCCCAGCCGCGUCCUCGCAGUCGGCCAGCCCAUUAGGCAGUCUCCUCGGCGCUUUUGCCGGGACACAAGGAGCAGGAGCCCCAAGUGGGGGAGUGGCAGGACGACCGCCCAACACACAACUCAUUAGGGCACUGGAGAACAUCGCUCGCAACGACGAUUUGCAGUGCGUGCCCAAGGUGCUCUGCCAGAUGAUUGCCGGUCAAACGUUACGUGGCCAAUUGCCCGGAUUCGUUACCUCCCCGGCCAUAACCAAUUUCCUGGCCGGAUUCCCUGUGGCUUCACCUGCCCUAAUUUAUGGAAGGGCUGCCCUUCUUGGCUUGAGUGGAGGAGAAAGGAGUUGUAUUCAGACCUAUGAGAAGUGCCCUAAAAAUGAUAUGGAAAUCAUUCACUAUUUGAACAACCACCGCGGCGGCUUCUUCAAGUUCUUCAGCGAACCUGAGGAGAAGCCGGUGGCCUCCCAGCAAUCUGAUGGCGGUUCGGGAUCCCUGUUCAGCAUCCUCUCAGCUCUCACCGGAGGAGGAGGAGGAGGAGGUGGUCAGAGUUACACCACUCCGAGACCCGUUCCCCGACCCACCCAGCGACCCUCCACGGAUAUUGCCAGUGGAAUCGGAAGCUUCUUCACGCAGGUGCUAUCCGAAUACCUGAAUGGUGUGGAAUACCAAAGAAGGAGGAGGAGAAGGAGCCUCGAUCUGGAUGACGACUUCCAUGACGAGGAGGACAACCUGGACACCCAGACGAGUCAGCUGGUGAAGUUUCAGGAUGAUGAGGAGGAGGAGGCAGCCAAGGCACACACCGAAUUGAUUGGGGUACUGCAAUUCCCAGAGGACGAGGGUGAAGGUCGGGUGGUCAACUUCAAGGAUAUUCAGAGCGAGGAACAACACGACGAAGGAUCUGUUCGAUUUCCGGAUGCCACACCAGCGGAUGUCAUAAGGGAGUUCAAUCGAGAUGCCGCCCAAAGAAAGCUAAGGUUUCCUCAGGAUCAAGAGGAAACCGCCAAAAAUGUGAGAAAAGCCAAGAGUGUAUCCUUUAUGGACGGGUGGAAAGUUGUCCUGCCCAAUGGCCUAUCCCAAUCUGAUUUAGGAGUGGACAAGCGUAGAGGAAAAAGGAUUGUGUUUAGGGACACCAACGAGCAGCUGGAUGAGCAGAGGUUGCAGGAGGAAAGGAUUCGGGAUGAGGAACUAUUUAGGGAGGCUGAACUGAGAGAAGAAAGAUUUCUUGAGGAACAAAUCAGGGAGCAACAAAUAAGGGAUGAGCUUUUCCGCGAAGAACAAAUCAGAGAAGAACAGCAACGGGAAGAACAGCUCAGAGAAGAGGAAAUUCGUGAGGAACAAAUUCGGGAGGAGCAACUCCGAGAAGAUCGAAUCCGGAGAGAGCAGCUCCAGAUUCUCCGCAUUCGAGAGGCACAAAACAACCAGCAAUCCUUCAAAGAGGAAACCCCUCCUCCAAAUGCGGUUUACGAAGAUGCAGCUCCUCCGCAACGUGGAGCUCGAGUCAUUUUCCCCGAUCACUACGAACAGCACAUUCGGAAGGGAAAGAUCCUGAAUCGACCCACCUAUGCUCCCACCUACGAGUAUAAUGAAGUUGGGGAGCCCAAGGAGGAUAGAUUUGUGGUUAGCAAUGAGCACAGACCGCAAAACAACUACCGAUGAGGGGGAUUCAACUCCCUCAAUUACGGCGAAUAUAUGCCGGGAAACACGGUUCGUUUUGUAGAUCCAACAAGCGAGAGACCCCACUACAAUUACCCAAACUCAAACUACAUCAGCGAUAAUCGAUACGGAAGCAGUCAAAGCCAAAAACCCCACUACGAAGAUGACAAAAAUAUAUAUGUGACCAACUCGCAGGGAGUCAACGAGUACUACAUUCGUCCCGAUGGCAGUAAGGUUUAUCUAAAGACAGGUUAGGCUUAAAAAAUAGUUGAAUUUAAAUGGAUACUUAAGAAAGUUACUUUGUUUUAGCACGCUAACCCUAAAAUCUACAGCAUUUUAAAAUUGUAAAUAACUUUAAAUGUCAUCCUUGUGAAUUUAGAAAGCCCUAUAUUUGUAGUUAAAUUAGACAAAGCCUCUCUUUAAAUUACUACAAAUUUUAUAAUUUAUAAACCACCUAUGUUUAACAUUGAUUUAAGUUCCUUUUUUUGGCGCUUGAACAAAUUGCACAGAGGCACGCCACAACUUUAGUCACAUAAGUCUGUAAAUAUUUAACGCUUUAAACAAAUAUUUAUUAAUAAAACACGAUUCA